This is a messenger RNA of Elgaria multicarinata webbii, 942 nucleotides long. Its product is annotated as olfactory receptor 6E1-like. Gene Ontology annotation, molecular function: olfactory receptor activity; G protein-coupled receptor activity. The record is from RefSeq and is a predicted model, not a curated record. Gene Ontology annotation, biological process: G protein-coupled receptor signaling pathway. The transcript has a single exon. Gene Ontology annotation, cellular component: membrane. Bases 1 to 942 code for a protein of 313 amino acids. Lineage: Eukaryota; Metazoa; Chordata; Lepidosauria; Squamata; Anguidae.
AUGCAGAACCACACCGUGGUGAUGGAAUUCAUCCUUCUGGGCUUCACUGACAUCCGUGAGCUCCAAGUCACCCUCUUUGUUAUUCUCCUACUUACUUACCUCUUGACCCUUACAGGGAACAUUCUCAUAAUAUCUAUCACUUUGCUAGACCAUCGUCUCCACAGCCCCAUGUAUUUUUUCCUCCGAAACUUCUCCAUUUUGGAAAUCAGCUUUACCACAGUCAUUAUCCCCAAGAUGCUCACCAACCUCCUCUCCACCAGGAAGACCAUCUCAGUGACUGCUUGCUUCAUCCAGUCCUUCUUCUAUUUCUUCCUUGGCAUUGCAGAAUUCUUUCUCCUGGCUGCAAUGUCAUUCGAUCGGUAUGUGGCCAUUUGCAAUCCACUCCGCUAUACCAUCAUGAUGAACAACAGAAUGUGCACCCAGCUUGUGAUGAGCUGUUGGCUGGGCAGUUUCUUCUUUGUCUUCAUAACAAGUAUUGUAAUUGCUCGCCUGCCGUUCUGUGGUCCCAAUGUCAUAGACCAUUUCUUCUGUGACAGCUCACCUCUGCUCCAGUUGGCCUGUACUGACACACAGCUCAUCGAACUGGUUGACUUCAUUUUAGCGGUCAUAAUUUUACUGGGCACUUUGGCCAUUACCACCACAUCUUAUAUUAAUAUUAUCUUCACGGUGUUUCAGCUCCCAUCUGCAAAGGAGAGACAGAGAGCCUUCUCCACAUGUUCUUCCCACAUCGUUGUUGUCACCAUGUUCUACGGCAGCUGCAUCUUCAUGUACGUGCGGCCUUCACAAAGUGAAGGGAUUGAUUUGAACAAAGGGGUAGCCAUUCUCAACACUGUGGUUACCCCACUCUUGAACCCCUUCAUUUACAGCCUCAGGAACAAACAAGUACAGGAAGUGCUAAGGGAUGCUAGAAGGAUAAUAUUCACCUCCAAACAGAGAAUAUGA